AUGGACGCAGAGGAGACGCAGGCCGAGGAUAGUCAAUUGACUGGGGGCGAGCGCGACAGAUGGGCGAGGGCGAAAAACGCUUUCACUAUGCUGAAGGUGGAGAUCAUUGCCACGCCGGUUCUGAAGCUCUUCGACCCGGAACGUACUGCUGUUGUUGUGCACUUCGCAUGGGCCAUAUCUGCAGCAUUGAUGCAGGAACACGAAGGUGUGUACCAUCCGGUGACCUUCACUAGUCGCACGUUGAAGGCAAACGAGCUCAACUAUGGAGUGGUGGAUAAAGAGGUAUUGGCGCUUCUGCGAAUCUUGGGCGUCUGUUACUCGCAGCUGGUUACCAGGUCUAUCAAGGUCUUGUCACGGUUCUCGACAUUGGCCUGGUUACUCAAGUCGAAUGGUUUCGACCGGCGACUGGCUAGGUGGGCAGCGCUGCUAUCAGGGUGGACAUUGGAGGUCACCAAAUGUGUGAAGGGUGAAGACGAAAUCCUUGGAACAAUCGCAGCUAGCAUCACACCCCGAGCUGAUGUCGACGAAGCCCUAGGUGAGAUGGACUGCAAAGCACCAGGACUGCAACUGCUCCGACAGAAGGCGUUGAACCGACUACGCUCG
Molecule: messenger RNA, 603 nt
Organism: Phytophthora megakarya
Lineage: Eukaryota; Oomycota; Peronosporomycetes; Peronosporales; Peronosporaceae
Source: the annotation of a GenBank genome assembly